Messenger RNA from Archocentrus centrarchus (flier cichlid), 2168 nucleotides. Its product is annotated as alpha-(1,3)-fucosyltransferase 9-like. The coding region runs from base 89 to 1171 and encodes 360 amino acids. Gene Ontology annotation, molecular function: alpha-(1->3)-fucosyltransferase activity. Gene Ontology annotation, cellular component: membrane. The record is from RefSeq and is a predicted model, not a curated record. Lineage: Eukaryota; Metazoa; Chordata; Actinopteri; Cichliformes; Cichlidae. The transcript is spliced from 2 exons.
UCUGAUGAAAGACUGAUCACUGAUCGGUUAUUAAACAGAAGGAAGACGGACAGGUCAGAUAUCUGACCCUUUCUGCUGAGGACAGAGUAUGGAAACUGCACCUUCUCACAGAAUCCUGCGACCCCUCCUGCUCGGUGCUUUUAUGCUGGGAUGUUCUGUGAUUCUGUUUUUUAUGUAUUUUAAACCAACUAUAAGCUGGUUACCAGGUCCUGUAGAGUCAACAGUAUUCAGAGAACCUGGCCUGAACCUCUUCUCCACCAACAGUGAUAAAAAUGUUACCAUUGUGCUGAUCUGGAGCUGGCCCUUUGGACAAGUGUACGACCUAAGCAUUUGCAGCUCAGUCUUCAACAUUGAUGGCUGUUUCCUCACAGCAGACAGGAACCUCUACAGUAAGGCAGAUGGGGUCAUCAUUCACCACCGAGACAUCAGCACUGACCUGUCCAAUCUCCCACAGCUCCAGCGACCAUCAUUCCAGAAGUGGAUAUGGAUGAAUGCAGAGUCGCCAUCACACUCAUCCCAGCUCCCUGGAUUAGACAACCUGUUCAAUCUGACUGUCAAUUAUCGUCAGGAUGCUGACAUUACAGUGCCUUAUGGGUACAUUAUACCAGCAGAGCAUGAGGAGGAUUUUAUCCCACCAGAGAAAAACAAGCUGGUUUGCUGGAUUGUGAGCAACUGGAACCAGAACCACAUGCGGGUGAAAUAUUACAAUGAGCUGAAAAAACACGUGGAGAUUCACACAUAUGGACGAGCCUUUGGGAAGCCCAUAUCUGACCAAGACUUUUUACCCACCAUUACCAGCUGCAAGUUCUAUCUCUCGUUUGAGAACUCCAUCCACAAGGACUACAUUACUGAGAAACUGUACAACCCGCUGACAGUGGGGACAGUGCCAGUGGUUCUUGGCCCACCCAGACAGAAUUAUGAGAACUUUAUCCAGGGAGACGCCUUCAUUCAUGUGGAGGACUUCACCUCACCCAAGGAGCUGGCUGAUUACCUGCUGCUCCUGGACAAGGAUGAGAAAAUGUACCUCAGGUACUUUGAGUGGCAGCGGCACUUCAAAGCAAAGAGGAGCUAUUUUGUAUCAGAGCACAUGUGUCUGUCCUGUGAUUACUUGCGUAGGCACAAGGAGUACAAGGUAUUCAAUAACCUUAACAAGUGGUACUGGGGUGGCUAGUGCUUUUUAGGGUUGUGUGUUUUUUGUUAUGCUGUUGAGGAAACUGUUGUAAGAUGUUUGUUCUUCAGUUAACACAAAGGUUCAUUGCUGAUCUGUCCAGAGCAGCUGAAUGGUAAUUAUUUAAAUUAGUGGCCCAAUGAGAUGUCUCACUGUCGUUCUUUUUUCUUUGAAUUUUAGUUGCUGUGAAAUUUUAAGUCUUAUUUUGUCUUUUUUCAUUAUAUAAGUUUCUGCUUAUCAGAUAACACUGAGGAUACUGUUUUCUUUUAAGUAUCUGCUGUUCAUUCUGCUCCUCAGGGCACAUGAAUGCAUGCCUGGCUGGCUGUGUCAACAAGGAAAGUAGAAAGAGGGGCCAGGGUGUGUGCAGUCUAGCAGAAUUAUAAAGAUACAUUUGUUGGGUAUUACAUGCUUUUAAUCAGGAAUUGAUGCCAAGGCCCAAUUUCAAAAUUAAAAUAUACGACUAUAAAAUAUAAAUAAUAAAACAAACAAAAAACUGUGGUGCAAAAAGGGCAUUUAUCAUGUUCAGAAGCCAAAACAGAAGGUGUUAGAGCACCACCUAGCAUCUAUCUGUCCACCUGCCUUACAAGUGGCCUACUAAUGCAGACUGCAAUCUCCCUUUACAUCUGUGUUGACAUCAGUGCAAGCACAGGUGUUUAUUUUCUCUUCACACCUUCAUAAGGGCUCACUCUGUUCUGGGUGUUACUUUGAUUAGUUUAAAAAUUUCUAUGCUAAUAAAUGUGUUUAACAAAAAAUUGCAAUUAAAAUGAUAGAUAAAAUUACGGGGUGGUGGAAUUUGUAGUAUUCUGUCAAAAUAAAGGACAACAAAACACAACCUCUGAGGAUGAGUAAAUCUAAUUAGCCUGAGAAAGAUACAAUACUAAAAUCUAGGUUCAUAUUAGGGAUGCGCCGAUCCGAUAUUCAGUAUCGGUAUUGGUCCGAUACUGGCCUAAAUUACUGGAUCGGAUAUCGGAAAGAAAUAAAAAAAUGUAAUCCGAUACAU